Peromyscus leucopus (white-footed mouse) is the source of this 786-nucleotide messenger RNA. Its product is annotated as probable E3 ubiquitin-protein ligase TRIML2. The record is from RefSeq and is a predicted model, not a curated record. Gene Ontology annotation, molecular function: protein binding. The transcript is spliced from 2 exons. The coding region runs from base 1 to 786 and encodes 261 amino acids. Lineage: Eukaryota; Metazoa; Chordata; Mammalia; Rodentia; Cricetidae.
AUGCAUAUAAGAGACUUAACUGGAAACAGUAGUCAUGUUUUUGUCAUAGUUAAUGCAAAGUGCUACUUAGAAAGGAUUGAAUCUCUAUUGCUUCAGAACCUAAAGCCAGCUCAGAUCACAGACCUGAGUUCAUGCCUGAUACUAAGAAUGAACAAAACACUACUGAGGUUCCAAAGACGUGUAACUUUGGACCCAGACACAGCUCAUCCUUCCCUUGUCUUAUCUGAGGACCCGAGAAGCAUGCGAUUUGGAGGUAUUCCACAGAGUGUGCCUGACAAGCCAGGGAGACUUGACUUCAGUGCUUCCGUGCUGGGUGCCGAGAGCUUCAACUCAGGGAGGCAUUAUUGGGAGGUGGCUGUGGGACAGGCCACACAGUGGCAGUUGGGCAUAUGUGACUGGACAGAGAGAAAGGACAGCAUACCCCAGGCUUCCGGAAAUAAGUUCUUGCUCAUGGGGUCCAUGAUGGGGGCCGAUUACACCUUCUGGAUCUUUCCCCCUUUAAGAAAGGUCUGUCUGGGAAAGCAAAUGUUCAAAGUUGGAGUCUUCCUUGACUGUGGUUGUGGGCAGGUAUCAUUCUACAAUGUGACAGAGCAGUCUUUCAUUUAUAGUUUCUCUGACCUUACCUUCCAAGGAGCAGUUACACCUAUAUUUUCUCUUGGUGUUCCAAGUGGAGGUGUGAGUUCAGACUCUCUUACUGUCUGUCUCAGAUCCAUUCCUGAAAUGCUGCUGUUGGCUCUUCAUCUUCCUGUGUGUGAAACCCCAGAUCACAAAGAGACCAGGAAAUAA